GGCCUGCACUAUGCGCCGCCCGCACCUGCCGCCUACGGUCUCUUCGACGACGCGACGGCCGCCGCCGCCGCCGCAGCGCUGGGUUUGGCGCCACCCGCCGCCCGAGGUCUCCUCACUCCGCCUGCGUCCCCACUGGAGCUGCUGGAGGCCAAGCCCAAGCGCGGCCGCCGCUCCUGGCCCCGCAAGCGCACCGCCACGCACACCUGCAGCUAUGCCGGCUGCGGCAAGACCUACACCAAGAGCUCACACCUCAAGGCGCACCUUCGCACGCACACAGGUGAGAAGCCCUACCACUGCAAUUGGGACGGCUGCGGCUGGAAGUUCGCGCGCUCGGACGAACUCACGCGCCACUACCGCAAGCACACGGGCCACCGGCCUUUCCAGUGCCACCUCUGCGACCGUGCCUUCUCGCGCUCUGACCACCUGGCGCUGCACAUGAAGCGGCACAUGUAGCCUGGACGCCCCCGCCCACUCGUGCGCGGCCGUGGCGGGUCCCACGCGCCGGACGCGGCCCCCUCCCAAACUGUGACUGGUAUUUAUUGGACCUAAGGACCGGGCCGGGCACAGCAUGGCCACAGAGGAGGCUCCUCUCCCCGAAGACGAUGCGACGACGAUGCUGCCGCCCUGGCCCCCAUCAGAGACUGAAGGCCCGGUGGGAGAAGACCACGAUCCUCCUUGACGAGUUUUGUUUUCAAAAUGGUGCAAUAAUUAAGUGUCGUCUUCCCCUACCGGGUCUACACUAGAGGAUCGAGGCUUGAUGCCUUGUGAAAAAAUACAGCCUUAAUUUGUACUGUCUGCAACAUUUUUUAUAAUAUUGUACAUAGUGACUGUGACAGAUAUUGUAUUACUGUAAAUAAGGAGACAGGUGGGCAUUGGCUGCCUGGUUCAUUUUUAUAAGACUUUUGCUGUUUUUUUUAAUUAAAAAAGUUUUGCAUCUUUUUAAAAAAUCA
Miniopterus natalensis is the source of this 950-nucleotide messenger RNA. It is a transcript of the gene KLF2, whose product is annotated as KLF transcription factor 2. Gene Ontology annotation, biological process: regulation of transcription by RNA polymerase II. Lineage: Eukaryota; Metazoa; Chordata; Mammalia; Chiroptera; Miniopteridae. The record is from RefSeq and is a predicted model, not a curated record. Gene Ontology annotation, molecular function: DNA-binding transcription factor activity, RNA polymerase II-specific; RNA polymerase II cis-regulatory region sequence-specific DNA binding.